This is a messenger RNA of Bufo bufo (common toad), 3164 nucleotides long. RefSeq names its product torsin-1B-like. NCBI's taxonomy places the organism in Eukaryota, Metazoa, Chordata, Amphibia, Anura, Bufonidae. Gene Ontology annotation, biological process: nuclear membrane organization; protein localization to nucleus. The coding region runs from base 12 to 1043 and encodes 343 amino acids. The transcript is spliced from 5 exons. The record is from RefSeq and is a predicted model, not a curated record. Gene Ontology annotation, cellular component: nuclear envelope; endoplasmic reticulum; endoplasmic reticulum lumen. Gene Ontology annotation, molecular function: ATP binding; kinesin binding; ATP hydrolysis activity.
UCCCAGCGUCCAUGGCUGCGGUUUGGAGGUCCAGUCCCGGGACUCGGCUCCUCUUCCUGCUGCUGCUGGCGGCUCCGCUCCUCCAUGUCGCCGUGUCCCUGGAGCCGAUCAGCGUGGGCAUCGCCAUAGCCGCCGCUUCGGCCAUUACAGGCUAUGUGUCCUUCCCUGAGUUCUACUGCGGGCGGCUUGUGGAGUGCUGCCAGGUGGACAAGCCCGUCAACGGCACAGCCUUACAGGCCGACUUGCAGGAGAAACUUUUUGGGCAGCACCUGGCACACGAAGUCAUCUACAGGACAUUGACUGGAUUUAUGAGCAAUGAGAACCCCAAGAAGCCCCUGGCGUUAUCCCUGCACGGCUGGACCGGCACGGGCAAGAACUUUGUCAGCAAAAUUAUUGUGGACAAUAUUUAUGAAAUGGGAAUGAAGAGCAAAUUCGUCCAUCUCUUUGUGUCUACCGUUCACUUCCCGCACAACAACCUGAUCCCCCUCUACAAGGACCAGCUGCAGUCGUGGAUCCGAGGAAACACUAGUCGUUGCGCUCGCUCCAUAUUUAUAUUCGAUGAAAUGGACAAGCUCCACCCUGGUCUUAUUGAUGCCAUCAAGCCCUUCCUGGACUACUAUGAGCACAUUGAUGGCGUGUCCUACCGCAAAGCCAUCUUCAUUUUCCUCAGCAAUGCCGGUGGUGAUCUGAUCAAUAGGCAGAUGUUGGAAUUUUGGAAAGCGGGGAGGAAGAGAGAGGAUCUGGAGCUGAAGGAUAUGGAGAACGCGCUGUCUGUCGGACUGUUCAACAACAAUAACAGUGGCUUCUGGCACAGCAGCCUCAUCGAGAAGAACCUGAUAGAUUACUUUGUCCCCUUCCUGCCGCUGGAGUUCACUCACGUGAAGAAAUGUGUCCUGGCGGAGCAAAGACAUCAGGGCUUGGUAGAGGAUGAAGAGUUGGCAUCUAAGGUGGCGAAGGACAUGACGUACUCCCCGAGAGAAACCAAGUUGUUUUCUGACAAAGGCUGUAAAACCGUGUCUGCCAAGCUGAGCCUCCAUCGGUAGCGCCAAGGCUGUGCCAACAGUGGUGCCAGGGACCGCGCAGAUAGUGACUGUUCUGUUUCUCAAAGGAGUUGGCCCAUCUCACACCUUGGUGGCGUAUCGCUAGGAUAGGCCACCAAUGUCAAAUAGGUGCAGGUUCCACCUCUGGGGAGCGAUAAGCCACCAAUGUGUGAGAUGGGCCGACCCCUUAAAUGGCAGGAAUUGAGAAGUUUCUAUCCACAUUGACUGUUACAUUAAUACCUACUGAUCUCAGGAAAACUUGCCUUCUACAUCAAGGUUUCACCUUUUGCGUGGACAAUGAUUAGGUGACGCUCGUCUUGGAGCAGCGAUCCACGAAUUAAAGACGUCUCCGCAGUUGCUCCUUUGGACUGGCAGCAGAAGAAUUCUGGUACCCAGGUGGAUGCACUUGGCUACGUUACGAAGACGCAAGGGGAUCGUGGGUUCAUACCCAUCUUCAUACAUGGAACGCCCUACCUGAGCUUAGCAUGGGGGCAGUUCAGGCUGACGAGGAGGUCAAUUAGACUUCUGGUGGGUGGGCAUGACUCUGUGCAUAUCUGAAUGUGGACAGGAGGGAUCUGGGGUGGCACGAUUUACCACUUAUUAACCUUCACCACUACAUUUUAAUGCUUUGUCACUAUUGCCUUAGGAUGGCCGGUCUGGGUAGUCCAGCCGUGUGAUGCCAGGCACCAGCGGGCAGUGCAGUUUGGCUUUUAUGAAAUUGGGUGCUGAUCUACUCCCACCUGACCCCCAUACCCUUUGGACAUCUUUGUAUUUGACAGGUACCCCUCAUUACUAAGGGGUAGCAACGUGGAAGGAUUACAUGGCACCCACUAAAAGCAAUAUGCCAUGCCAGCUUUCAGAAUGGGGACCUCCCCCUUAAUAACUCCAUAUUUCAAGAGGAUAGCCCCUUUAAGUUGCACUCCUUGUCGCAUGACCAGAUCCUGUCACUGAAUGAUUGUGCAAAUGCGUAUAUAUAUUCCUAUGGGUGUGAUUGUCACGUGUCUUUGGGUGUCACAUGUCACUGUCUUAAAGGGGUCCUCCAGCUUUUUAACACUUUGCCUCCCUUCCCCUCUCCUUCCUGGACCUGUGGUGGGAAGUUUACGUACCUGCUACCCGCUGCUUAGUUCCAGCUCCUUCGGUCCAAUGUUGCGUUCACAGUCCCCCGCAAGUUAAUUUCCGGCAGAGGCCAAUAUAAAUGGCUGCUGCUUGUGCGUCCAGCAGCAGCACACAUGAAACACGCCCCCUUUCCCAGUCCAUACUGGAAAUUUACAAGAGGGGACCAGAGCAUGGUGGAGUGAAGAAGCCGGAAGCGAGCAGUGGGGAGCACGUGUCUGUCAGGGAGGGGGAGAUGGCAAAAGCUGGCGAACCCCUUUAAACUGCACUUAUCAGCAGGAUCAACUCUAUUAAAUCGGGUAUACUGCCUGGUAGGGUUGAUUCUGCUGAUUAAGAUACCUGUCUUGUGAAAAUUGUUUGCGGGGUUCCAGAGGGGGAAAAAAAGACUUUUUUAUUCUUUAUGCAAAUUAAGGCUUUAGUGCACCAAGGGGCGGGGCCUGGCUAUUCAGUGCACCUUAGCGUUCUAGGGUUCACCACGCCCCUCGAAUCGGCACGAUCAACCCUACCAGGUAGUAUGCCCAGUAUGAUAGGGUCGACCCUGCUAGCAGGUGCUUUUUAAGAUUAUAUGUUACAAAAAAUGAUGGUCGAAAUUGACUAAUCUCCUUCCAGUGAGUGAUUUUAUGCUGAUUGUGAUCAGUAACUUGAAAUUGCACCGCAAAUUCCGGUAAUCCAGAAAACGCAGCUCUUUCUGGAUUAUUGGGUGCGUUCAAUUUCCACUGAAAAGCAAGAGAACCCAUCCCGCUCAGAGGUCCAUAAAGCCAUUCUGCAGAGGUGGAUUUUGCACAUUGAGGUCUGGCAAGAGGAGGGUUAAAUUUUUAUUUUAAUUACAGUAAUAUAAAUUAAUGGAAAAUCUGUUUUUAUUUUUAUAUAUUUCUGUAUGGCAGCAGGAAAAUUGAGUUUAUGGUGUGGUAAGGUGGGUAGUGGAUUUUUGAAAAAUUUAAAAGGGAAGUACACAAAAAAGAAAUCGGAUGUCUUCUUCGGAGUUGAUAAAGGGGUUCUCCGCUUUUCCGA